Molecule: messenger RNA, 847 nt
Organism: Amoebophrya sp. A120
Lineage: Eukaryota; Dinophyceae; Syndiniales; Amoebophryaceae
Source: the annotation of a GenBank genome assembly
AGGUACUAGAAGUACAAGUUUAGUAGAGGAACAAGUAAAGUCGCGCUAAAUUUUUACCGUGCAUGGGGACUGGGGGUGCCUGUAAACAAUAAAAGUGUGUGGCUGUUGCUAUGAUGUGCGUUUCCACUAUGGCCUCCCGUCCUCCGGAUGUUAUCAUUAUCUUCAAAACCCGACGGGGGGGUUUUUGGAUUGCCUUUUUUCCCGCGAGGUGGCAGGAGCGAGACACUCACCAGCUAGCGCACGUGGCACUCCCUUUUAGUGUGCCUGUCAUACACAAGAAAGCGUUUCUUGUGCAAGGUCACAGGUGACGAGAUGAAGUGCCCCCGGCUCCGGCAAGGGCCGUAAGGAUACACGGUAAAAAAGAAAUGAAAGGAGCUAUUCUUUCACACGGACACGACAUGGCUCAAGUAUUUUUGCGGAACCUCGGUUGAUUUUCCGAAUUUUUCCAGCACAUGGGGCAGCGCUAAAAAGAACCUGCUGGGUGGACGAGACGAGGCGGAAUCUCCCGUCCCUGCUAUCUUUCCCCGCGUUUGGAACAAGGAGCCAUUGGCACUGCCAGGACGGGCGGUGGAGUCGUCGCCAAUAUCAUGGGUCAGGGCGAGAGCAAAGGGUCUUCAUUUUCGAGGACCCCUGAAUCUGAUCCUGAGGAGGAGUAUGAUUCUGGAUCCGAAGCGUCGUCGUUCGCGAGAAAUAAAAACGAUGGUCAGCACAACCGGAACGCAAUAUCUCCGCCGUUAGCUCCAGAUGAUUCAUUUCCGCUUGGGGAGGAGCAGCACCACCAAGAAACUACUUCCGCCAGUCGUGUAGCUUCCACCCCGGGCCGCGGCGCGGGCACUAGCACCUCCAC